AGGGCCGCAAUGACACUUUUUCUUGCCACCACAGAUUCUACCAUUGUGUCAACAUCUCUACCGACAAUAGUCAGCGAACUCGGGGCCUCCCAGAGUCAAUAUACCUGGGUUGGGGUUGCGUAUAUGCUGACUCAAACAGCUGGCCAACCCCUGUAUGGAAGACUAUCCGAUUUGGUAGGAAGAAAGAACGUUUUGUAUGUCAGCAUGAUGAUUUUCGCCCUCGGAUCCUUGCUGUGCGGGGCUGCAAAGAAUAUUACACUCCUGAUAAUUUUCCGCGGAUUGGCUGGUCUCGGUGGCGGUGGUAUCGUCAGUUCCGUCUGGGUUAUCACAUCAGAAAUUGUCGAACCAGAAAAGAGAGCAAAGUGGUCUCAGGCUCUUAGUAUCACUUGGAGCUGUUCUGCAGUUGCGGGUCCAAUACUCGGAGGAUUAUUCAGCAUUUACAUGAAUUUGCCUGUAUGUCUUUUCGCAUUCUUGCUGCUGUCAGUGUCAUUGCGAAAUGUUACGCUCGGACACGCUAAGCAUGCGUCAUGGAAAAAUUUCACCGAAAAGUUUGAUUUUAUCGGACUUCUUCUCUUCAUGCUGGGUACCAGCUGUUUGGUUAUUGGUUUCAGCUUCGCUAUGAGUAGUGGAUGGACAUCACCAUCAACACUCCUGCUGGUCACUCUAGGCCCUGUGAUACUAGCCUGUGGUGGCUUCUAUGAAGUGCACACCACACGCGAGGCAUUGUUCCCGCCUGCCGCAUUCAAAAGUCUCACUGUUGUGAUCAUUCUGACUGUCACAUUCCUUCACAACUUCGCAUUCACUUCAGGCACAUUUUACCUUGCCCUCUACUUCCAAGCUGUGAAUGGCAUGACCCCAUUGCAAGCUGGUGUGCAGAUGCUGCCAUAUUCACUCGGAUCAUCAUUGGCUUCGAUGCCAGCCGCUUGGUUCAUCGGAUUCUGCCAGGAGCGUAAAAACGACACCAGGGGACAAAAAUGGACGAUCGUCGGUGGAUUGCUGAUAUCUACAUUGGGUUUCAGUCUCUUGAUAACACUCAAGGAUGCCUCCUCGCACUUCGCGCAAAUUUCUUUCCCCCUUAUCGCCGGUAUUGGAAUCGGGUUCCUUUUCCACGCCCCUUAUCAGGUCUUUGUGAAGGCAUUGCAUCCUUCUGAGCUCGCUACAGGGACUAGUGCAUUCUUUCUGGUAAGGUUUACAGGAGCUACCAUUGGCCUAGCGGUUGCUGGGAUAGUCUUUGACAAACGGUUAUCUCACGCUUUACCUAUUGGUUACCAAAUUCAGGGAUCAUCUUCCAUCAACUGGAGGUUACUGAGUCUUAUCGAGCCGCUCUCGUUGAGAAAUGAAGUCUUGGGUGCUGUGGCUCUAGCCAUUCAGAGCAUCUGGAUCGUUUCUGCUCCUCUGCUAGGUCUGGCCUUGGUGAUCUCGCUGUUUAUGAAAUACUUUUCGGUAGAAACUACGAACCAUCAUGACGCUAUCCAGGAAAAAGCUUCACACCAAGAGUCAUGUGUCGACUCACCGCCUAAUGAAGUUUAGAGGAUCAAAAUCUGUAUUCUUAUUGUACAUAGAUAAACUUGCUAGACGAGCGUUCGG
This is a messenger RNA of Suillus discolor, 1587 nucleotides long. RefSeq names its product major facilitator superfamily domain-containing protein. The transcript is spliced from 13 exons. The coding region runs from base 10 to 1530 and encodes 506 amino acids. The record is from RefSeq and is a predicted model, not a curated record. Gene Ontology annotation, molecular function: transmembrane transporter activity. NCBI's taxonomy places the organism in Eukaryota, Fungi, Basidiomycota, Agaricomycetes, Boletales, Suillaceae. Gene Ontology annotation, cellular component: membrane. Gene Ontology annotation, biological process: transmembrane transport.